Molecule: messenger RNA, 2599 nt
Organism: Thrips palmi
Lineage: Eukaryota; Metazoa; Arthropoda; Insecta; Thysanoptera; Thripidae
Product: kanadaptin
Molecular function (GO): mRNA binding; protein binding
Source: RefSeq, a predicted model, not a curated record
AGAGCACUGUAAAUAAUCUUUUAAUGACAGGUCAUAACUUGUCUGCUAUUCGCAGAAUCUUGGUUUGUGUGUGUUGUUUUCGUUUUGAAUGGUGGUGGAAGAGGUUAAAAUCAUCAAACUUACGAUCCAAGAACGUUUGUUGGUGCUGCUUUGACAUUCUCUGAGGAAAAAAUAGUUCUUCGACGCUCACUGCACCGAUGGAGGGUGUGGAAAAGACGAAGCGAGAAGUAGAUGCAGAGAUGUCUGACGGUUCGCAGGAUGUAAAACCGGACACUUUCAAGAAACCCCAGCUAUGCUUGGUGGGCCCUCGUAAGAGCAAAGGAGCGAAAGUUCGUGUCGUUGACAGCCCAGCGGAAUCCAAGGAGAAAGAAGAGAAGGACAAGGGCGUCAUUGCCGAGACGACGGACGCUGCCAUGCCAGUUAGUGAACCCGAAGCCAGUGCACCUGAUGUUCUCAAACCGCCAGCAGACCCAGAACCCAGAACGUCAACAUCCAAGCCAAGAGCGCAGGGUGCACCUUCCCAGAAAUUGAAGGAGACCCCGAUACCAUACUUGGAGCCAAAGUGGGGUGGUAUCCCCACUGAACCAUAUAGCUUAGACAUAAUCAAGUCAGGCACUGUUCUAGAGCCGCUAAACCUUAGCACGAAAUCGCACUAUGUAUUUGGGCGCCAGACUAACUGUGAUGUCCAAAUGGCUCACCCAACAGUAUCAAGACAUCAUCUUGUUAUUCAGUACAGUCGGGGCACUGAAGAGAAACCUCAGGGAUUUUACUUAUAUGAUUUAGGAAGUACUCAUGGUACAUUCUUAAAUAAAAACAAAGUGCGACCGUCAAUGUUCAUCAGGUUGAAGGUUGGACACCAAAUUAAAUUAGGAGCAAGCAGUCGACUUUAUUUACUUCAGGGACCCUCCGAAGACAUGGAAGAAGAAUCUGAACUGACUGUCACCGAACUGAAAGCAAAGCGCCAGCAGGAACUUCAUGAAAGAGAGUUGGCAGCAAUCCAUCGAAAACAAAGAGAAGAAGAAGAAUUGAAAAAGAAAGAGGAAGAGCAAAAGAAAAGGGAAGAAGAGGGUAUCGACUGGGGAAUGGGGGAUGAUGCGGAUGAGGAGACAGAUCUCUCGGAGAAUCCUUAUGCAGCCACAACUAACGAAGACCUUUAUAUUGAUGAUCCCAAAAAAACUUUACGAGGGUGGUUUGAGCGAGAAGGGCUUGAGCUCGAGUAUGACGUUGAGGAGAAGGGCCCUGGACAAUUCCUGUGUAGAGUUGAAGUUCCGGUUGAAGGAGCUCGUGGUGGCUGCAUGGUGGCAGAAGCCAUGCUAAAAGAAAAAAAGGAGGUAGUAGCACAGUGUGCUCUUGAGGCAUGUAGGCUUCUGGACAGAUUAGGACUUUUGCGGCAAGCCACCCAUGAAAGUAGAAAAAGGAAAGCUAAGAACUGGGAAGAGGAAGACUUCUAUGACAGUGAUGAUGAUACAUUCCUUGAUCGCACUGGGGCUGUGGAGAAGAAGAGGCAGCAAAGAAUGCACCAGGCUGGAAAAGGCGAAGAACAAGUAGAAACUUAUCAGUCUUUGUCUGAAAAACAUUCAAAUAUAUUGAAAAAAUUGGAAAGUUCUCAAUUGGAACUUCAGAAAGCUCAGAAAGAUCUUGCUGCUGCAAAAGCUAAAGCUGCUCGUGAUGAAGAUGGUGACACAUUAGACUCAUUUAUGAGCAAUCUCUCAAGUGUAGGCUGCACAGACAAAAAGCUUGUCAGCAAAUUAAAGCUGGAGCUUGCUGCAUUAAACAAAGAGGAAGUCCAACUACGAAAACUUGUCAAUAUUGCCAGGCCAGCAAGCCUACCAGAACUUGUUGCCCCAGUGCCUGUUUCUGAAGCAUCUGCAGCCAAAGACUCUAAUGCACUGAAAAAUAAAUUAAUGUCAGCAGCAAGGAAAAAAGCUAAUGAGAAAAGAAAGGCAUCACCUGGCACAUCUUCUAAUCAUAACAUAGAUCUUGAAGCUGCAAAUUCAGAUGAAGAAGAAGAAGAUGAGGGAAAAGAAGUUGACCAACUACCGAAGGGAGGAGAAAAUCGAAGUAUAAAUAAGACUAAAUCUGGCUCUGGAGAAACAGAUGAGAAAAAUAUGAAAGUCAAGCCAAAUUUACAACAGAGUGUUACUAUUGGGCCAGCUCGACCCGCGUUUUUGCAGGAACCUAAUAAGACAAGUAAAGAGAUUGAGGCGGAAGCAGGCUCUAGUGUGGAAGAACGCCUUCAGAGAUCAGAUAUGAAUAAUGAUGAUGUUGAUGCUAGUCACAAUGACAAAGAAGAUAACGAUAAUGAUUUAAGUGGCAAGGAAGCAGAGAAAAGGAAAAAAAGGAAUAGACGGAGAUUACUUCAAAGGAACGAAAAGGCCUUGGAAAGAACAAAAAGUCAUUAUGAUGCAUCUGAUCCUAAUUAUUCUGUGUGGGUACCACCAGAGAACCAGACAGGCGAUGGCAAAACCAAGCUCAAUGAGAAACUGGGUUAUUAGUAUGGCUGUCUGUGUUUUGUAGAAAAUAAUUGUACUAUGAACCUGGAAGAAUUAGAGGGGUAAAUUGAGAACACGUUCAAUUAAAUAUUUUGUUUUAUUGUCCA